This is a messenger RNA of Toxorhynchites rutilus septentrionalis, 1013 nucleotides long. Its product is annotated as chymotrypsin-C-like. Gene Ontology annotation, molecular function: serine-type endopeptidase activity. The transcript is spliced from 2 exons. Bases 84 to 908 code for a protein of 274 amino acids. Gene Ontology annotation, biological process: proteolysis. Lineage: Eukaryota; Metazoa; Arthropoda; Insecta; Diptera; Culicidae. The record is from RefSeq and is a predicted model, not a curated record.
GAUAACAAUAACAGACUACGGAAAUUUGGACAUAUAAAUAAGGCGCCAGUUUUCAUUUCUGGCUAUCGUCGUUUCCCUCUAAAAUGAAACUGAUCGUAGUUCUGUUUUGCGUGAUUGCUGUCGUAGCGGCCGCUCCUGGUAGAAGCUACUAUGGAUUGGCACCAUCCGGUCGUGUCGUGGGCGGGGUAGAUGCCUUACCUCAUCAGUUUCCCGCCAUAGUAUCCCUUCAACGUGUGGUUUUGAACAGAUCAAGCCAUGUCUGCGGUGGUUCUAUCAUCAACCCGCUAUGGAUUCUGACGGCAGCCCACUGCAUUACAGAACUGCCAGCGGGAACGCGUUUCCUUAUUUGGGCUGGUUCACACAACAUAAGCGCAGAAGAGGAAAACACCAGACAAAUCCGGGCAGUUGUUUAUUCUAUUACGCAUCCAGAUUAUCAGGGCGGGGUCAAUCCCUCCGAUAUAGCUGUAAUGCGGAUGGAGCGCCCUCUGGAAUACACUCAGUAUGUGCAAGAGUCUAUUUUUCCCCAACCGGGAGAAGUAUUCGAAUCUGGACCCUCGGUUCUAGCGGGUUGGGGAAGCACUGGUGGCGUUAUUCUACCGAGACUUCCGGAUAUCCUACAGACAGCGGAGAAGCCUUUGCUCGAUUUCGACACUUGUGAACGAGCCAACGGUGCAGGCUCACCACUGGGACCAACUAAUAUUUGUACAGGACCAUUAAGUGGUGGAGUCGCUGCCUGCUCUGGUGAUUCCGGUGGCCCGUUGUAUGUAGUCGACAAUAAUGGCCUACAGAAACAGAUUGGUAUUGUAUCGUGGGGAUGGUUCCCUUGCGGAACUGUUGGACGUCCAUCAGUGUACGUUGGUGUUCCAUCCUAUAUCGAAUGGGUCUACGCAACGAUAAACACCUUUUAAAAUUGUGUGCCAUGCUUUCAUAGUCCGGAAGCGAUGAUCGUUAGUAAUUAUUUGUUAUGAAAUUGAAAAUAAAUUCUAUAUCUGCAUGGAAAAAAAGCUGCUAAA